Vavraia culicis subsp. floridensis is the source of this 1447-nucleotide messenger RNA. RefSeq lists its product as uncharacterized. Bases 1 to 1407 code for a protein of 468 amino acids. Gene Ontology annotation, cellular component: nucleolus. Gene Ontology annotation, biological process: regulation of translation. NCBI's taxonomy places the organism in Eukaryota, Fungi, Microsporidia, Pleistophoridae. The transcript has a single exon. Gene Ontology annotation, molecular function: mRNA binding. The record is from RefSeq and is a predicted model, not a curated record.
AUGGCAGGAACGAGCAACAAAAGAAGCGGUGCGAGAAACCACAAAAGAGGGCGAUUUAAUGAGAGAGGAGCAGACUCAAAAAAGAUGGAUCAUGUUGGUGAAGCAAGUUCAUGUGAUGGCAUGUCUACCAGGGUUGGAGCCGGUACUACGAAAAAGCGUAAUACGAAAGAGUGCUACAAGGGUGGAGCGAGAACGAAUGAGGUUGUGCGGUGCAAGAAGGGUUAUGUCAGUAGAUCGUGUAAAGAGAACGACAUUCGAGGGAGUUGUCAGGAAAACGAUGCACACGACGACUCGUACAGCGAAUGCACGAAAAAGACCAAGAAAUAUACAGAAUCUAAAAGUAUGCAGAAAAGCAAGACGAAUGAACUAAUCGAUCAGUGUAAAAAGGACUGGGAAAUUUCCAGGAGAAAGAAGGUAGCGAAGAGUGAAAGGGAAGACGCUAACAAACGGAUUGUUAAAAUUUUGAAAGGACAUUUUUACCAAGUGCUGAGAAAGCGGACGGGGUCAAAAAUAGUGCAGACCCUUUUCAAAUACGGUAAUGCCACGUUGAAAGACCAAAUUUUUGAUGAAAUCUACAGGUACAUACCCGAACUAUGCCAAUGUUCAUUCAGCAUCUUUUUUUUGCAGAAAUUGGUGGACUCGAAGUACCUUGGAAAAGUAUUUGAAAUGUUAAAGAAGGAACACCGAAAAAUACUGACAAGUCGAGUUGGUGCAUUCUAUUUUGAUGAGGUGUAUCAAAGAAUGAAAGUUGUCCAGAAGGGAGAAAUGAUAAAGGAGAUCAUGGGGAGCGAGGCUAAAAUAUUCUAUGGUGGUAAACCGUUGGAAGACAUACCAAAAGAGAAGUUCAAUUUUGAAGCUAUUCUGCAGAAAAUGAUGGACAAAGGCCUAACGAACUUGGAAAUAAUGCAUGAUUUGAUUUACUAUCACUUGAUGCAUUUUAAUGAUGCUGAUGAGCGCAGGGUGUUUAUGAAGGGGCUUUCAUUGUUUUUUGUUGAUCUGUUGCACACUCAAAGAGGAAAAUCGAUUGCUUUUGAACUGCUGAGGACGAGCGAGAACAAGAAAAAAAUAUUUAAGAAAACGGGAGAAUACAUCUCGAAAAUGGUCGAAAACGCCUUUGUGCACGAUGUUCUGCUAGAAUUGAUACAAAAUGGAGAUGACAAAUACGUGCUAAGAUACAUACUGAAGCCGAUAAAAACCGGCAUGGACGUAUUCCUGAACACAGAUAAUUUUGAUCUAUUUCUGUUAAAACUGAUAGACGCACACAAGUUUGAAGUUUUGAAGAACAAGUUUAUGAAAGCCUACAAAAAGAAUGAGAAAGUGUAUGCUCUAAGAUACGAGAAAGUGGUUGGAAAAUUAGGAGGCCCUGAUCUCAAAGACAAUGAAGGAACGUGCGCAGAGGCUUCAUGAUCAAUAUUUAUAUUUUGAUUAAACCAUUAAUUUGCAGAAA